AUGAGUCUGCAGAGGUCUGUAAAUGGCGCAAGUGCUUGUUCAUCUGAAGAUGACGGCGGAGUCUUGCGCGGUAUAGUGACAGAGCUGAUGGAAACAUCAAGCGAUUCAAGUGAGUCUGAUGAUGACGAGAUUUACCAAAUCGUUAUGGAUAAUUCUGAUAGCGACGAUGAGGAUUUAUUAGAGGAACUAUUGAGGGAUAGAGAGAGAAAUAAGAGGAAUAGCAUUAAAAACUAUUUGGAGGAAGUGGUAAAUGGCGCAAGUGCUUGUUCAUCUGAAGAUGACGGUGGAGUCUUGCGCGGUAUAGUGACAGAGCUGAUGGAAACAUCAAGCGAUUCAAGUGAGUCUGAUGACGACGAGAUUUACCAAAUCGUUAUGGAUAAUUCUGAUAGCGACGACGAGGAUUUAUUAGAGGAACUAUUGAGGGAUAGAGAGAGAAAGAAGAGGAAUAGCAUUAAAAACUAUUUGGAGGAAGUGGUACCUACCUAUACUGAGGCAGAGUUUAAGAUGCACUUCCGUAUAUCGAAGGAACUGUUUCUCAAUUUGUCAGCUAAAUUUGAGGAAAGCGAUAUAUAUAAGAGCCUUCGAGUCGAUAAGCGUUUACCAGGGAAGACAAACAUGGCAGUUUUCUUAUGGUUUGCCGGUCAUGAAGCAUGCAGCUUUCGUGACUUAUCCGACCGCUUUAAUAUAUCACUGUCGACUGUUUCUCGUAUGGUCAAUAGAACGACAGUGUUCAUUAGCAGUUUGAGUCCAGAGGUUAUACGAUGGCCUACUGAGGAGAAGAAGCGAGAUUCGGCACUUUUUUUACCAGAAAAAGUGGCUUUGCAAAAGCAAUCGGUAAGUGGAUGCAUUGAUGGCACGCAUAUCGUCAUUGAUCCUCCAGCUGAGCGGAAAGAUGACUACAUUGACCGGAAAGGCAACAUUACCCUUACUAUGCAGGCCAUUUGCGAUGAAAAUAAAAAGUUCAUCAACAUAUUCGUUGGAUUUCCUGGAUCAAGUCACGAUAGUUGGGUUUUUCAGAACUCGCCUAUUUACCAAAAAUUGUCAUCGUAUUGUGGAGAUUACUACUUACUAGGAGACUCUGCUUACCCGUGCACUCAGUACGUUAUCACGCCAUAUAAGGAUAAUGGUCACUUGACGGCCGCGCAGAAAAACUUCAAUGUGAAGCUAAGCUCCGGUCGCGUUGCAAUUGAGCACACAUUCGGAAUCCUGAAGCAGCGAUUUAGGCAGUUGUACUAUUGUAAGCUAAGGGGUAGUAGGAAGUUGUGCCACUUCAUAAGGGCGUGUUGUGUUUUGCACAAUAUUGCGAACGAGAGCGAUUUAGAAUUUUCGCCAGAAGUUUUAAUUGAAGAAAGAGCAGAAAAUGAAUGUGGUGAAACAGCCAGAGGAAACUCUGUCCGGGAUGCCAUUUGUAUGGAUUUGCCACCGAGGCAACAAUCAAGAAGUAUUCCUUAAUUUAACAUUUAGAUUAAGAUUAAAAUAAGAUUAAUAUUAAGAUUUAGUUU
Molecule: messenger RNA, 1502 nt
Organism: Rhagoletis pomonella (apple maggot)
Lineage: Eukaryota; Metazoa; Arthropoda; Insecta; Diptera; Tephritidae
Exons: 5
Coding region: 1-1452 (483 amino acids)
Source: RefSeq, a predicted model, not a curated record